Messenger RNA from Peniophora sp. CBMAI 1063, 1218 nucleotides. Lineage: Eukaryota; Fungi; Basidiomycota; Agaricomycetes; Russulales; Peniophoraceae. The record is from the annotation of a GenBank genome assembly.
AUGACCACAGCACUUGCCCCUUUGACGGAUACGGACGUGAGCACAGACUGGGCGUACAUCAACGAAGGGAACGCUGCCGCAGUCUUUGCAUACUGUGGUCCGCAUCAUGAACGAUUCGAUCGCACCGUUCUUCGUCUGCGCAAGACCUCAGCGGGUGCACACAAUCACAGUCAAGUCGAUGAACAAGCGCUCGCGACAGAUGAAGAUGAAGCCGAAGACCCCAUGCUCGCGUUUCAGCACGUAGCCAUCGAACCCCUCAUUCCCCCCGAAUACCGAGCGCGUAUCGAAAGCGUUAUCCUUGAUCCUACAUGGCUUGCCUCCUUCGCCAGAGUACAUGAGCACAACAUACGCCCAGGUCAGGCCAUCGACGCUCGUCGCUCGCGCGCGACGCUCGCAGAGAACCUCAUCGGCUUCCCAUGGGCAGUCGAGAUCAAGCCGAAAUGGGGUUUCCUGCCCGCUGCAUCGCCAUCGUCGGUGAAGUCACGGACUUGUCGGACGUGUAUGCACGAUCAUCUUCGCCGGGUCAAGAAGCAUGAGAACGUACAGACGGUACCGGUGGAGGCGGAAGAGGGCGUAGAUGCGUAUUGUCCGCUCGACUUAUUCUCAGGGGACGCGGACCGCUUACGAAUGGCUUUGGGUGCUCUGUGGGAGCGCUGGAUACGCGGCGAUGGCAAGGAGAAUAAACUACGCAUGUUCAUACCUUGGCGUAUGCUUUUGCCGACUGAUACGGCUGCCAUGCAGAAAUGGAAGGCGACUUGCCUCAACCUUCCCGAGGACGCAGAUAUAGCGAGAUGCAGGGAAGCCUUCAUCGCGCGUCUCCUUCCCGCCCUUCAAACUACGCCCGUCCAACCACUCCUCGCUUCACUUCAACGACGCCUGGACGCUCUCGGGGAACCCAUCUCAACCGCCACUUCUUAUCCCGAUGCCGAACCGACGCUGGAAGAGUGGGCUGAGUUCAUUGGGCGCCUCCAGAGAGAUGAAGUUCGCGAAGAAGAUGCGCCACUUGCAUACAUGCUCAGCGCUACGUUCAAAGACUGCAGUAUGAUUAUUGGCCUGCCGGAGGGCGAAGAGCCAUACAUCAAACUGGUCGACCUUGACGUGAAAAGCGUGAAGAAGUUCGCGUAUUGGGUCAAACUUGACGAAGAGAUCGUCGAGAGCUACGGUCACUUGAGCGAAGCUGAAAGGAGGAUCUGCGUCGAUGCUUUGCUCGAAUCGUGA